Messenger RNA from Trichoderma asperellum CBS 433.97, 1311 nucleotides. RefSeq lists its product as uncharacterized. The record is from RefSeq and is a predicted model, not a curated record. Lineage: Eukaryota; Fungi; Ascomycota; Sordariomycetes; Hypocreales; Hypocreaceae.
AUGACGAAGCAUGCUUCAGGUUCUCAUCUCGACUAUCCGAGUGCCAAGAAGAAACGCGUGUCAGAUAAUUCAACCGGACAACUUAUUCCAAUAGAUAUGGAGAGGACAGGAACGUCGGUGCGAGAGAAACUUCUCAAAGGCAUCGCUAUUGGCUUUGAAAGGGCUCAGAAUCAGCAGCAGCAGCAAGGUCAGCAACAACAAGCAGCUCAUAAUAGCCAAAGCUAUUAUGAAGUAGCUACAUUACAAGACGCUUUGGACAAAGAAUUCCAUGUAAACCCGCGCAUUCUUCAGAGCAUAAACUCUCCAUCACAAUCCCCCAAAAUGAUGUUUCCAGAGGAAGAAGAGGAAGAGUAUCAGGAGUCUAAUCCUGAAGAACGAAGGGAGAUUGGCAUACACCACUUUUGUCGCAGAAUCGACCAAAGGCGGAAUACAAGUCGAAGACUGCAGGCAGUCAUGAGGCUUUCAAACAACACCGCUUUCGUGCCCACUGGCGUGUCUCAAGCUUCAGCUCAACGUGGCCCGGGAGAAGAAAUACGCCUCUUUCUACAUUCAGCUUGCCGCAAAUACGGCUACAGGAAACUUGAACUGGAUCUGCUUGGAUUCUUGCAUAUCAAGGUUUCCCACGAUUUUAAGGGUGAGCCGCUUGGUUCUGUGCCCAUGCCUGCUACUGCGAGGACUGGGCUCCGCGUGGAACUUGACGCAAAAGAUGGGGGCCUGGCAAUCUAUGAGUCUGACGUACCUGACGAACUCGGUCGUGUCACCACGUGGUUGUGGCUCAAGAUUUGCAGGCCAUUGGCAAGCAACGAGCAAUCAAAACGCUUUCCCGCGCCAGAUAUGUCUACAGACCAAGAAGCCUGGAACAUCGUUGCGAUCCCCAAGUCUCAAGUGGAGGUGUUACGCGACGAAUGGUUUCAACGUCAUGGUUCCAGCGAAAUGACAAAUGGGGACUCCGUCAUGGAAGAUGCAGCGCCAGGUUCGGUCCCACAGGGGGGGAACUUUCAACCGAAGAAAAGAUCAGUAGCCAUGCGGUAUAGUCGUGAUGGAGUACCAAGUAUGGCGUGUUCGGACGAGAAGGGUGACGUUCAUUGGGCGUGGUUCGAUUUCCGGCCGGAUCUCGACGACUCCAAGUGGGAGGUGAUACAAGAUGCCAUGACGGCCAACUCGUGUUUUAUCCAUGCAUUUUCGAAGCCUGGGGUUGGGUGGGUUACUGUUCUCCCCGAACGGCCUGAUCAGCCUAAACGAUCUAGUGGUGGUGGCGAUGUCAGGAGGUCUUCAAGACUCAAGCACGAAGUCCAUCUGGAGGAUCGAUAG